AUGCGAAACACCACCCUACGCCAUUAAAAUACGACGCAAGGCGCUGGGGGACGCUGGACCAACAACUCGUUCUAUUUUCCCAUUUUUCUACCAAGAGUACUACUGUAAAAAUGAGUCGGGUGUACAUUGGCCGCCUGAGCUAUAGUGCAAGGGAAAGGGAUGUGGAACGUUUCUUCAGAGGUUAUGGUCACAUCAGAGAAAUCAACCUGAAGAAUGGCUUUGGUUUUGUGGAAUUCGAUGACAACAGGGAUGCUGAAGAUGCCGUGUACUACCUGAAUGGGAAGGAACUCUGUGGUGACAAGGUGAUCAUUGAGCAUGCUCGUGGCCCAGCCAGAGGGAGAGACGAUCGGUAUGGCAGAGGCUUUGACAGAGACCGGAGACCAGGAUGGAUUGAUAAUGGCUCAUCAUCUCAUUCUGGUCGAUCAACUAGGUAUGGCCCACCUGUGCGCACAGACUACCGUGUUAUCGUGGAACGCCUGUCCAGUCGUGUCAGUUGGCAGGACCUGAAAGAUUACAUGCGACAAGCUGGUGAGGUUACUUUUGCAGAUGCACACAAGCAGCGGAAAAAUGAAGGAAUUGUUGAAUUUGCAACAUGGUCGGACAUGCACAAUGCCAUUAAAAAACUGGAUGGAACCGAGCUGAAUGGAAGGACCAUCAAGAUCAUUGAGGAUACCCAACACAAGAAGAGACGGGACUACUCUCACAGCCGGUCACGUUCCCGUUCCCGUUCCCCACGUCGUUCCCGCUCGCCACGCCGCAGCCGUUCUCGCUCACGUUCCCCGCGCCGGUCCCGACGCUCACGGUCCGCCAGCCACUCCCGCAGCCGUUCCCGCAGUGUCAGCAAGAGUCGCAGCAGGAGCAAGAGCCCCAGACGCAGCCAGUCCAAGUCGCCACGUGCCUCACCACGCAAGUCCCUAUCGCGCUCGCGUUCCCGCUCUCUCUCACGCUCCAAAUCCCGAUCGGCAAGCCCCAAGGAUUAAGAUGCUGGAGUGACUGAUCAUGGGCACAUUUGGAUUCUAGGUAUUAUGGUUGGCAUUGUAGUCGGAACAAAACCUUGAGAGGAAGGAUUUGAAGUUAGUUGGUCAGCUCCUGAGUUUGUUUUGAUUUAUCCAACAAGAUUGCCUAUGUUUUUGGACAUGCUAACAUGUAUUUGAUUUCAUUCAUGUAUGAAUUUGGCGCAGUCUGUAAUAGCAUCUUAUUAAGAAAGAACUCCUGAAGAGGGGUCUCAGUUCUUGUUUUGGAUAUUUAAUGACAGAGAGUGGGUUGAAAGAAUGCCUCAGUUUUAUGUACAGUGUAAAAAAAAGUCAUCCGAGGGACUGUCAUUUUGAAUAAUUGACCAAGCCAGACUGACAAAUAGGACAUACAGUUAAGGGAUGUUACUUUUUAAAGCCAAGUGGAUAUUUUGUUUUAGCAGCUUCAGUUUACUGAAGGAAAGAGCUUGUCAGAUACAUGUAGUUUCGUUAGUGGCAAUUUUUUUAGUGGAUGUGGUUUAAGGCAACUAUUGAAGUAAGGUCUAAAAAUCCCGAGGUAAUGUGGUAACGUUGCGAAAUUGUGUCACUCGGCAAGGUAGUUUUGGCAUUUCAGUGGAAGAGGAGUUCUGAAUUUCCUGUGGUACCCUGGGCUAUGUCCAAUUUGAAAAGGAGUUGACGCUUUUUAACUGUAUAUUAAAUGUUCUGUGUUGGGUUUGCGCAAGUUUGGUGUCCCAUAUAGUGUCAUAACAGUAGGGUUUUUUGAGGGCGAGGUGUAAAUGUUCAUUUUGUUUUGAAUGUCACUUUGGAAGAUACUGUCUCCCCCACUCAUGAAGUUUUGAUAUUGCUGAAAAAUUUAUGCAGAAAUAAGGCUGUGGACUUGGGGUUUUCUCACAUUUCGUGGCAAAUUUUUAGUUACAUUCGUUUGAAAGUCAUGAAAUCGGCUUGGAAUAAAGGACAAGGGUGCAGGGAUCUUGAUGUGUUCUUGUUCAGCAUUGGUAAUCAACCUGAUUUUAUACUUGUAUUGAGAUGUCAAGGGAAGAAGAGGGAUAAGGCGUGGGAGCUUAUUUUUGAGUGGUUAGUUAAAUUUGUGUAUGCUACACCCUUAAUGCAUCAGACAUGGUGUUUUUGUGAUUGAGAAUAAAUUUUGUUGUACCUUGCAUUCCAAGA
Messenger RNA from Acanthaster planci (crown-of-thorns starfish), 2138 nucleotides. RefSeq names its product serine/arginine-rich splicing factor 6-like. NCBI's taxonomy places the organism in Eukaryota, Metazoa, Echinodermata, Asteroidea, Valvatida, Acanthasteridae. Gene Ontology annotation, molecular function: mRNA binding. Gene Ontology annotation, cellular component: nucleus; cytoplasm. The record is from RefSeq and is a predicted model, not a curated record.